AUGAGUUUUGUGGAAUACCACGAGGAAAUCCGCGAAGGCGACGUGGCCAUCGUGUACCUUUCCCACGAGUCCAUGAUGGCGGUACAGGUGCGUCACGGCGCCCAGACACAGACGCGCUACGGCGCCAUCCGCCACUCAGCAGACCUGAUCGGGAAACGCUACGGUACCAAGGUGACGUGCAGCAAAGGGGGCUGGGUGCACGUGCUGCACCCCACGCCCGAGCUGUGGACCAUGGCGCUGCCGCACCGCACGCAGAUUCUCUAUUCCACCGACAUUGCCACUGUCACGCUCAUGCUGGAGCUCAAACCGGGAUCCGUCGUCUGCGAGUCAGGAACAGGCAGCGGGUCGCUGUCGCAUGCCAUCUUACGCACCAUUGCGCCCACGGGCCACCUUUACACUGUGGACUUCCACCAACCGCGCGCCGAAACGGUCCAAAAGGAGUUUAAUGAGCAUCGUGUGGACCACCUGGUCACCGUCGCCAACAAGGACGUGUGCAAGGACGGUUUUGGAGUGACGGGUGUGGCUGACGCCGUUUUCCUGGACAUCCCCAGCCCUUGGGACGCUGUGCCGCACGCCAAGACCGCCCUCAAAUCCAGCGGAGGUCGCGUCGGGUCCUUCUCGCCAUGUGUGGAGCAAGUGCAGCGGACGUGCGAAGCUCUGACUCGCCACGGGUUCGAGGAGCUUAACACUUUGGAGGUGGUGCUGAGGGUUCACGACGUUCGUACCGUCUCGCUACCGCUGCCCGACUUCGGACCUGACGUGUCCAACCCCGAGGCUCCGCCCCCUUCGGCCUCCCAUCAGGCCGCUGCCACGUUGAAGACCACCACGCUGCCCCGCGAAAUGCCAGCUCACACCGGGUACCUCACUUUUGCAACCAAACCCAGAUCAUAA
This is a messenger RNA of Nerophis lumbriciformis (worm pipefish), 891 nucleotides long. Lineage: Eukaryota; Metazoa; Chordata; Actinopteri; Syngnathiformes; Syngnathidae. The record is from RefSeq and is a predicted model, not a curated record.